Coregonus sp. 'balchen' is the source of this 3312-nucleotide messenger RNA. Lineage: Eukaryota; Metazoa; Chordata; Actinopteri; Salmoniformes; Salmonidae. The record is from the annotation of a GenBank genome assembly.
AUGGGGCAGAGCGUCCCUGGAGGCAUAAAGACUAUUGACAUGAGGGACCCGGCGUUCAGGCCUCUGAAGCUGGAGUUGGCAGCUUUGGACCACGCCAAGCCCUCCAGGCUGGACCUGCUGCUGGACAUGCCCCCUGCUGGACAGGAGGUCCAGAUGCAGCACUCCUGGAACAACAACGACCGAUCCCUCAACAUCUUCGUCAAGGACGACAACAAACUGGUCUUCCACCGGCACCCCGUGGCUCAGAGCACGGACGCCAUCCGGGCCUGUAUCGGCUACACCCGGGGGCUCCACGUCUGGGAGAUCAGCUGGGCCAUGAGGCAGCGGGGAACGCACGCCGUUGUUGGCGUGGCGACAGGAGACGCGCCCCUUCAUUCUGUAGGAUACACAGCCCUGGUGGGUAAUAACCACGAGUCCUGGGGCUGGGACCUGGGACGGAAUAAACUCCACCACGAUGGGAAGAACCAGCCCAGUAAGGCAUACCCUGCAUUCCUGGAGCCGGAUGAGACGUUUCUAGUCCCCGACUCGUUCCUGGUAGUGUUGGACAUGGACGAGGGGACUCUGAGCUAUAUAGUGGACGGACAGUACCUGGGGGUGGCUUUCAGAGGGCUCAAGGGGAGGAAGCUGUACCCUGUCGUCAGUGCUGUGUGGGGGCACUGUGAAAUACGAAUCCGCUACAUCAAUGGACUCGAUCGUAAGUGUAUAUAUAUAUAUUAUCUAAGGGGUUCAGGGUUGGCUUUUGUCUUUGCUCUGAGACUAGGGCUGCACGGUUUGGACAAAAUAUCUAAUUACAAUGUUCUUUGGCCAGAUAUUGCGAUUUAUGAAUUAAGGACCUUUUUUUUUUUUUUUUUUAAUAUGUGCGAGAUGGAAUCUUGUAUCUCCUGUCCAGCUUGUUUAUCGUGUUCUUGAAGCUGUCUUUGCUGACUGUAAAUCAAAUCCUAUUUUAUUUGUCACAUGCGCCCGAAUACAACAGUGAAACGCUUACUUGCAAGCCCUUAACCAACAAUGCAAUUCAAUAAAUAAAUAGGAACCAUGUCUUUUGGCUAUGUGAUAGGCGAUAGCCUCAGUGAUUUCUAUGUGUCUACGAGAUGUUUUUUCAUAGGGUGUUACCCUUGAAAACGCAUCGGCAAUCAAUGCCUUUUUAACAUUGGUGGCUGAGGCGUGAUUGGCCAGCAUGCCAUGCAGAGUUAGAGAGCCCCCUUGUGAUUGGUCAGCAUCCUAUUGUGCAUGUAGAAAGUGAGUCUAGCACAUCUCACUGGAGGAGGUGGCGUAGGCUAGUUUUUGUCGUAUUAACGGAGUGUCAAAGAAAGGAGAAAAUCGCAGCCUCUUGCGAUAUGAAUAUUGCACAUGCCAAUAUCACAAUUUCGAUCAUCUGAAUUUCGAUUAAUCGUGCAGCCCUACAUGAGACACAGUUUUAGACUUUCUAAACGCUAUAGGAGUCUACUAGAGCCAUGUCUCACGGCCAGCUGUUGGGCGCUUUCAGCAGGACACGACAUUCUGGAACGUUCAGAUAUAAAUAUGCUGUGUAGAACAAACAUGCCUCUCUGACGUGGCAUUUAUGAUCAGGAAUAAUGUUGGCUCUAUUCAUGACCAUUUUUUUUUUUUAUCUGUAACGUUUGACAACGUAAGGGCUACUGCCCGUGAUCCUAGCCAUCCCGCUAAUGCUUCCUCCUAGGGAGCUUUAGCAGCUCUGUCUGUCUGUCUAGACAUUGGGUUGUGGUUGUACAGACUGACGUGAUUCAUAACUAAAUCAUAGACACAAAUUUGGACUGUGUCCAGAAUGACACUUGAGCAUAACUGUAACAGUCCAUUCAACAGUUGGGCCCAUUUAAAACACAUUACUGCACACCAAGGUUACACCGGAGCAUCUAGGCUUUCUUGCCUGGUUCCAGAUCAGUUUGUGCUCUUGCCAAUUCCUAUGGUUACUGUUAAUGUAUAGGUGUUGGCAAGGCAACACAAACAGAUCUUGGAUCAGGCUAGAACAGACUACAAUUAGGCUAGCGUGGUCCCAGAUCUGUUGGUGCUGUCUUGCUUAUUUCUAGGAUCAUUUUCGCACAUUUUGUCUUGCUGGCCGUGACUAUGACCACAGGAGUUAACAGAAACUUCACAGAUCAGGUUAGAGGCUUACAGACUACACCGUUAGGCUAGCGUGGUCCCAGAUCUGUUUGUGCAGUUGUUUUCUCAAACUGCAAUUCAACAAGACAAGCUAAACAGAUCUGGGACCAGGCUAACAGCCAUUGAUCCUAACUGUUAUCCAAGCCAGUUGGGCACUACCUGAUAAGGUGCCACUGGCAUCGUGAUAACAUCACUUUACCUCUCUGACCGAUGCCCCAGAGACAAUCCUGUUGAUCACAUCUUUUUCUCUUCUACCAUCUUAGUCCCGUGUAGCUCAGUUGGUAGAGCAUGGCGCUUGCAACGCCAGGGUUGUGGGUUCGAUUCCCACGGGGGGCCAGUAUGGAGAAAAAUAAAUUAACAAAAAUACUGCACUCACUAACUGUAAGUCGCUCUGGAUAAGAGCGUCUGCUAAAUGACUAAAAUGUAAAAUCUUAGGAUUUGACUGCUACCUCUCGGGCUGGGUAGCAAGGAGUCACAAGAAUGGUCUUUAAGUAAUCACUGAUCUGACAUACGUAGAAUGGUGUACUAUAACAAGCUUUCCAUUGCAUUGCCAGAAGCGUGGAAUGAAGCAUUCAUUUCAAGAGUAUUCACAAGGCCCAGGAGUUUUUCCUUGCCAUGUGAUUUGACCAUGAAAAACUCUGGCUCCUAGAUUCCCGCUCUAGUUUAGAAAAGAAAGCAUUGUGGCUUUGAAGGGUGAAACAAACCUCCGUGGACAAAAACAAAACACGAUGCCUGUGACUAGUGGGAAAUGACUCCCAAUGGACUGGACUGACUCACCCUCAUGACUCCUCGUCCACUCUUCUCCUCUCGGGGGAACGUGGUUUCUAAUGAGAAAAUACAUGUUUUUCAAAACAUGUUGUUGUACGGGAGCAAUUCACUCCUUGUACACUAAUACAAAUAAGCAUGACGUAAUCACGGUAGUAAAAUGUUCAUCAAAACAAGUUGUUGUUGUACAACAGGACAGUUAUGAUUGGAUGGGUGGGGGGUGUGUCAUGCUCUCGCUGAUAUUGAAGUUAAACUAAAUGUGAAAGUCUAUAUUGCUGCACUCUAAAUCUCUCUUUCUCUCCAGCUGAGCCUCUCCCUCUGCUGGAGCUGUGUCGGUGCUCUGUGAGGGUAGCUCUGGGCAGAGAACGACUGAGUGACAUCCAUGGUCUGCCCCUGCCGGCCUCUCUCAAGAACUACCUUCUCUACCAAUGA